This is a messenger RNA of Diachasmimorpha longicaudata, 837 nucleotides long. RefSeq lists its product as uncharacterized. The transcript has a single exon. The coding region runs from base 1 to 837 and encodes 278 amino acids. NCBI's taxonomy places the organism in Eukaryota, Metazoa, Arthropoda, Insecta, Hymenoptera, Braconidae. The record is from RefSeq and is a predicted model, not a curated record.
AUGAUCCACAAUCAAGAUGACAUCAGUGACGUUGACCAGCUCUCGUACCUCCGCUCUGCAUUGACCGGGCCAGCAUUUGAUAAAAUUAAAAUGCUGUCAGUAACCACCGGGAAUUACACUCGAGCUUGGAAAUUGUUGGAUGAGACAUACUCCGACAAACGACUCAUAAUUUCCAGAUACCUCAAUUUAUUACUGGAUUUACCGAAACAAGAGCACGAAACGGCUAAAGGCCUUUCACAACUUAUAGAUGACACACGCCAGAACUAUGAAAUGUUGAGGAUGAUAGGAAUCGAACUGACAGAAGAAAUCGUAGUCACAAUUCUGGAAAACAAACUUCAUCGCUCCACUGCUGAUGACUGGGACGAGGCAAUCAACAAGGGCACGUUUCCAUCACUCGACGAUUUUCUGAAUUUUCUAUCACGCAGAGCAAAUCGCCUCGCCAUCGGUAAUACGAACAAGUCGUGGACAGAAACCAGCCGCCAUCGGGAUUCAAACAAAUUUUCAUCACCUUACAAUUACCAAAACAUAAGGAGAAAUGAGAAACGCACACACGCACAGGCUUUCAUUACGAACACCCAUUCAACCUGCUUUCAUUGCAAAAAGGAAGCACAUCCACUCUUUUUAUGCGCAGAAUUCAGGAACAUGCCAGCCAGCAAACGAUUGAAAAUCGUCCAUGAACAUACAUCCUGCAUCAACUGUCUGCGCAACAAUCACCAGCUUGAUGACUGCUAUUCGCAAAAAAACUGCCGCCUCUGCGAAGAACGGCAUAAUAUAUCACUGCAUCAUGCACUCCUCGCUGAGAAAACGUCAUCAAAAAAAGAAGGUAUGUCAGAAUAG